Molecule: messenger RNA, 1113 nt
Organism: Polychytrium aggregatum
Lineage: Eukaryota; Fungi; Chytridiomycota; Chytridiomycetes; Polychytriales
Product: chitin synthase III catalytic subunit
Exons: 4
Coding region: 105-1028 (307 amino acids)
Biological process (GO): protein folding
Cellular component (GO): endoplasmic reticulum membrane
Source: RefSeq, a predicted model, not a curated record
CAUCUUGCCCUUCCGCCCAUCUUCUCAAGCCUCUUCCAGGCAACUCCCACCCAGAGCACCGGCGAGACCCUGCACCUCCCACACAUACGCUUGCCUCCAACGCCAUGUCGUCCACCCAGUACCCCUUCUCCUUCGGGAGCUUCGACUAUUUCUGCUCCCAGCUCUCGCUGACCCUGUGUCCGCUCGUCAGCACCAACACCCUCGGUGGAGGCGUCGAGGCUUCUUGCUACUCCCGAAACAUCCAGCUCGGCGGCGACCCCGGCAUCCUCAUCUUCGAGCCCGCCGUCCUGAUCAUCCACCUCGUGGCCCUGAUCAUGACCGGAAUCAUGAUCUACCACAUCCGCUCGAAAUACACCGCCGUCGGCCGGAAGGAAAUCGUCAUGUUCUUCUACAUGUACGCCUUCACCACCAUCUUUGAGUUCCUGCUGGUCUCGGGCAUCAUUGCCUCGUCGUCUUUCCUCUACCAAUACUUUGUUGCCGGCUACAUCGGCCUCGGCGUCGCCACCAUGUUCUGUCUGCUCUGCAACGGUUUCGUCGGCUUCCAGUGGGCUGAGGAUGGUACCCCUCAAUCGCUCUGGUCGAUCCGCAUCGCCACUUUUGUCGUCUUUGCCAUCACCAUGUUUGUGGCAUUGGCCACCUUCCUCGGCAUCGGCCCCUUCAACUCGGCCAGCCCCAUCGGUCUCUUCAUCGUCUACUUUGUGUUUUCCGUCGCUUGCGUCUUUAUCUACUACGUGCUCCAGAUCAUCCUGGUCGUCAAGACUCUGGAAGACAAGUGGCCCAUUGGUGACAUCACUGUUGGAUUCCUGUUCUUUGCCGCUGGCCAGGUCUGCCAGUAUAUCUUCUCGAUCCAGAUCUGCAACCUGGCCCAGCACUACAUCGACGGCAUGUUCUUUGGCGUCAUCUGUACUCUCCUUGGUGUCAUGAUGGUCUACAAGUUCUGGGACUCGAUCACCAAGGAAGACUUGGAGUUCUCUGUCACCGGAAAGAGCAGCGUCUGGGACGGCAAUGGCGAGAAUGAUAUCUACUAAGCCAGCCGCGCCUCCCCGCUCCUCUCUCUCUCAAGACAUCCAUAUAGAACCCUCCUCUCCUUUCCCAGCCGGUGACUUUCGGGAU